AUGUCGAAAUGGAAGGCUGAAGAUCGCCCAAUUGCACCGGCUGCGAAGGUAAAUGUCAACCUGCCAUGGCCGGAUAUCCCUGGCUUGAAGAGCGAAGAAGAGGUUACGACCGACCGUUCGCAAUCCGAAUACCGGAAGAUGGUCGAUAAUUCACGGCAAGUCAAGACAUUCACCAAAGCCGCUCCAACGAUCGUCGAUGCAAAGCUUCACACAAUCGCAACGAAGGCAGACAUUCAAAAGAUCCAAGACAUGGAAGCUCAGACGUUCGGUAGCACCAGAAAAGCUCGGAGAGGAGUUUACAGAGGUCAGCCCAUGUUCAUGCUUGUCGACGUGCAGAUCCUUCAAUACAUCCAAAUAUGCAAGGCCGUCAGAGACGAUUUGGGCGUGUGGUUACCAAAGGUGAUGAUUCAAUCGCCAAAUGCCGCCAGAGCAUUGCCAGCCAUAAAUGCAGCAGCAGCAUGCUAUAUUGAAACUGGUGAUGUGAGACAGGCGCUAUUGGUAUUAGCCGAAGCUGCAGAUAUCAUCAACCAAGAGAUCGGUUCGGGAAAGCCUCCAAGCAACACUUGUCAUUGCAACGCUUCUUUGAAGAAGACCUCGUUCCAUGCAUGUGGCAAUUGUCUCGAGAUGCUAGUCUACGAGAGCCGGCAACAGGACUGGCGCGGAGUCUGGAUCUGCUUGUUCUGCCAAAUCAGAGAACGCAAUGUGACGCCACGAAACAUGAGCAGCAGAAGAUCUACUAAGAAGCAUGGCAAGAUUUGCAGCGGUAUAAUCACAAACUCGACGGCUUACUUUGACGAUUACCGGUCGAAGAACAUCAACCCAGCAGCUGACGCCCACCUGGAGGGUCACACCAAGUACAGCCCCAACCUUCCUUCGGUUGAUGGUAUCUUCGCCUUUUACGAGUGCAACGGUCGACUGAGAUACCAUUGCAAGGGUAACGUCGCAGUAACUACAGUAGCUUUGAACUACAUGAAACAUAUCCACGACCCAGCACUUCAAUCACAUCUUUCAGAGUUCUUCAACGGCCCCCAGACAAAAGAAGCUCGCCUCAAAGUGUUGGAAAAAGCGACCAACAGUACCCUUAUUCGUAUGAAGGUGCCAUACAAACUCAAGGCCAGGACUGCAAAGUCAUCCAAAUGGUCAUGUGUCGACGCUGACAUCCUGGAAUGGACAUCGGAUAGGCUGAGCAGGUCACUAUCCAAGAUCUUCUCGACCAAGCGUCUCUGCAUACAUGGCUACAUCAAGACUGGAAACGCGGAAAGAUGGGUUGCGCGUGACCGGGAACGUCUCCUCAAGAUCGUCCGCCAAAUCGAGCUUCGAUUCAAUGUCUCUUUACCGUCUCAUCUCGUAAUAGAGCGAGAACUCCCGAGAGCAGCUAUCUUAUCAUCCCUCCGUGAGGACUCUCUCGUACCAGAACACGACUGUGCCUUUUUACUGCUGCUUGUUGCUCUGAUCUAUCGUAGAUGA
Molecule: messenger RNA, 1467 nt
Organism: Aureobasidium subglaciale EXF-2481
Lineage: Eukaryota; Fungi; Ascomycota; Dothideomycetes; Dothideales; Saccotheciaceae
Exons: 4
Coding region: 1-1467 (488 amino acids)
Source: RefSeq, a predicted model, not a curated record